AUGGCAACCGUCCAAAUCCUCGACGGAGGCCUAGGCACCUCCCUAGGCGACCUCUACAAUGUCAAAUUCACAUCCACAAGCACACCCCUCUGGGCCUCGCACAUGCUUAUCAGCGACCCCACAACGCUAGAAGCAUGCCAGUCCGACUUCGGACGCGCAGGGGUAGACAUCCUCCUAACAGCAACCUACCAAGUCUCACCGGAGGGGUUUGUGCGAACAAAAACAGCGCAACACCCAGAGGGAAUUCCGCGUGGUGCCAUUGUGCCCUAUCUGCGGACAGCUGUUGAUAUUGCGCUUCGUGCGAAAGUGCGGGACACCGCUAGCGUGGCGCUCAGUCUUGGGCCGUAUGGUGCUUGUAUGAUUCCUGGGCAGGAAUAUAGCGGGCAAUAUGAUGCGGAACAUGACAGUGAGGAGAGUUUGUAUGUUUGGCAUCUUGAGCGAUUGAAGAUGUUUGUUGAGGCGGGGGUGGAGGGGUUGAAGUAUGUUGCUUUUGAGACUUUGCCGAGGCUGGAUGAGGUUCGGGCUGUGAGGAGGGCGAUGGCUGAUUCCGGGAUUAAUGUGCCAUUUUGGAUUGCUUGUGUUUUCCCCCGGGAGGAUGAGUUGUUGCCGGAUGGGAGUGGGGUGGGGGAUGUUGUGAAGGCUAUGCUUAGUGGAGAGGGUCCGGCUCCUUGGGGUGUUGGGAUCAAUUGUACGAAGAUGCAUAAGCUUUCUGGGCUUGUGGAUUCGUUUGGGAGGGCUGUCAAGGAGAUUGGGGGUGAUGUGCCAAGUUUGGUGCUGUAUCCUGAUGGUACGAAUGGGGAGGUUUACAACACUACCACUCAGGUUUGGGAGAAGCCGAGUGAAUGGAAUGAUAAUGUGAGUGACAAUCGGCCGUGGGAGGUUCAGUUGGCUCAGGUGGUCAAUGAAUCAUACGAAAAGGGCCAUUUCAAGUCUUUCCUUGUGGGUGGGUGCUGCAAGGCUUCGCACCAUGAUAUCAAGAAGCUCGGGGAACAAUUCAAGGCCAAUUGA
This is a messenger RNA of Penicillium salamii, 1008 nucleotides long. The record is from the annotation of a GenBank genome assembly. NCBI's taxonomy places the organism in Eukaryota, Fungi, Ascomycota, Eurotiomycetes, Eurotiales, Aspergillaceae.